GGCUGGUCAAAGAGGCCUUGUCCCACCAUGGAGACAGGAGGUAAGGACUGUGAAGAGGAGUCACUGCAGAUAGCGUUUAAAAAGUUGAAAGUUGACCCUGAGAGUUUACCAGGAGUUGUGAGUGUUUCAGAGCCAAGAGCGAAUCCAUGGUCCUCUCAUGACAGUAGUGGCGUGAAACCAAAACUCAGCUCCCCAAAAGAAAACAGGCGUGGGUGCAUGAGGAAAACCUCUGGAGGAGUGUCCAGACCCCAGAGACGUCGUAGGUCCAAGUCCCCAAUUCUUCAUGUCCUGAUUUUCAGUUAUUGCAGCACCAUGGGAGCCUCUGCAGUGUCUGCACAUGCUGGACCACCUGCAGAUCAGUGCCCAUGCCAGCAUCCAGAGAAGGAGGUGAAAGAAGUUUUCUCCUUCAUGGGGCUCCACAACACCCUCUCUGAAUGUGAGCGGACGCUGCCAAGCUACGAGGACUCUUUUCGGACACACAGCAUGGCUGCGUCGGCCCCGUCGCUGUCUCACUCGUGCUCAGAGCAGGCAUGAGCCUGUGUCGACGACUUCAGUAUGGAGGACCUCUGUGGCUACAUGGAGUAUUAUCUGUCCAUCCCCAAGGAAAUGUCCCACAUGGCUGAGAUGAUGUACACAUAAAAACAAAC
Molecule: messenger RNA, 647 nt
Organism: Thalassophryne amazonica
Lineage: Eukaryota; Metazoa; Chordata; Actinopteri; Batrachoidiformes; Batrachoididae
Product: oxidative stress-responsive serine-rich protein 1-like
Exons: 3
Biological process (GO): cellular response to hydrogen peroxide
Source: RefSeq, a predicted model, not a curated record